AGUGCAGCUCCGACAUUCCCGGCGGGAGGGUGUGUCGCGUCUCAGACCAUUCUGUCAGCGGUCUCUGUUCUUGAGCCUCCUUUUGUUUGCCUAAGUUCUCCUCAACCGACUGCCUCAAGUGCGACCACGUGACCAGCUGAUGGUUUGCAGGGGAAGGGAAAGUUACAGCGCUCAUCAGCAUACAAAGAGGCUCGGGUGGCGUGUAUGGUUCUCUGAGGUAGGUCAGUUCAUCAGGGGCAACAGGUGGUCAGGGUCAUGGCGCGGCCUGGUCUGCCCUGACCUGGGUCGACCUCACCUCACACACCGCCACGAACACCUUUAAUCAGUCGGUGAUUAAAUUAAAUGUGAUGAUCUUACUCUGCUGGAAUUCAAGAUGUUAGAUCCACAGUAGCACAAAGGAUGGAUGAACUGUAUAAUUUGUUAACAACGCAAUUUGUAAUUCACUAAUUUAAAGAUACUACAUACUCAGUAACGGAGAAAAAGCAAGAAGGAAGAUACGCGGCCACAAAGACUCGAGGAAGACUUGGGCGAGUUAGGAUAUCAAGAGAUAAUGUCAUGCGAGUCGCAAGGUAUUGAAAGACAACAGUAAAAGUCUGGAGCGCGUCGAGGAACUCUGCCUUGCUCCUGGACGCACACACACACAGCGCAGCGUCAGGAUGUGAGAAAGUCAAGUGGGCAGCCCGGUGCGGUGAGUGGAAGAGAAGCGGCGUUCAUCCCGUCCUGCAUGAUGCCGAGCCAAGGUGCCAACUGAUAUACCGAGGCACUGUCAGGCCUGCCAGCAAAAAGGGGGAGCUCACCGACACGUGUCUUAGCUAACAGUGCCACACAGUUCCAGUGACGAGACAAAGCAGCAUCCACAUGACCACUGACAGAACACCGGCAUGAUGAGUGGACACGCGCACAUUUACCGUCCCAACCAUUCAUCCACAAUGGCAAUGAACAACCACUCAUAACUCAGAAAGGGAAUCAGACAUAAUGUUUGGGGUUAUUUUUUUCCUAACGUAAGUGUUGUCGUUUAAUCCAAUACUCCCCUCACAAAAACAACACCACGCCUAGCCUGAUGUUGAGUCCAAGGGUUGAUGUUACACGUGACGAGAUAACGAAAUGAACAUGACACUGAAAAUGGGUGGGCGUAAUUAAGCAAGUGCCAGGUGUGAGGUGUGAGUCCUGAGCCCCGCCAGGUACCGACAUGCCCCUGUGAGCCGCCACCAGGGACUGCAAGGCCGCCGAGAACUGCACUAGAGUAAGGGGCUGCAGUAGACGUGCCACCAUGAGGAUCGGCCUUGUCCUCGUUCUGUCCUCGCUCCUCAAUAGGAUGGCCGGGGCGGUGACCAUCGUGAGGCUGAGCGUGCCCCGAGCUGUGGAGGCCAACACGACCCCUGUGGUGCUCGACUGUGACUUCCAGGUGCACGAGUGGGAGCGACCCGGCCUCGUCCUUAAGUGGUACGUGGACAAGGUGCAGCUGGUGUACCAAUGGAUCCCGCCGCGGGCACCCCAAGCCCUGGGCGUGCUGGCUGGCCACAUCGACACCACCUUCACCGUCUCGAGGGAUCCCUGGGCAGCCUACCGGGCACUCUACAUUCCUCGCCCACACCCGGUGUUGUCCGGCCAGUACUCCUGCACCGUCAGCACCUUCGAGGACGAGGACACUCAGUCAGCACAGUUCCUCGUUUGGAAGGCCCCCCGGCGGGUGGAGCUGAAGUACUGGCGUCCCUCGGAACACCUCGUCAACAUCACCUGCCACACGUCCGGGGCGGCACCGAGACCCAAGUUUACCUUAUUUACUCAUGACCUCAACGGAACCAACAAACAGGACGUGGGCGUUCGAGGGCAAGAAGGGGAGCGCGUGGACGGCUUGUGGCAGGCGGGGGCGUGGGGCCUCAUUGCGUGGGCUGAGACGCCGGCAGAGACGGUGGUGGGUUGCACGCUGACCCUGCCUGGCACCAAGCAGACCCACACCACCACUAGGGCCUACUACCCAGACCUGCCCAUCCUCACCACCACCACCACCGAGGCGGCCACCGUGAGGAGCGACGCCCCCAGCCAGUGGGCCAACGGAUCCCACGACUCUCCGGGCGCCGCCACCAGCUUCUUCGCCAGCAGCGGAAGGAGCGAGCUGCUGUCAUCCACCUGUUGCGGCAACUGGCCUAUGUACGCACACACGUGGUGGCGGCGGCGUGGGCGGUGCGGCGGUGGGUGGCGCUGGCGGUGCCUUGAACCAGUGGUGCGGACCCGUGGGCGGCGAGGUCUGGCUGGCGUGACCUGCUGGCGCCCCGAGUGAUCAUGUCUGAGAGAGGACGCACCUCCAGAACAUUGCUUUAUACUUUAGGUGUGAUAAACGUUCAUCUUUAGAGUAAGUGAGCUUUUCUAAGGCAUUCAUGGUGUCGUUGUGGCUUAGUCGAAAAUAAUACGGUGUAUAUUCUUCCCUUCACAAAUAAGAAAUCUUAGAGAGGAAAAGUUUGCGGUUCCAUCUGAAUUCUGUCAUACGAGUAUAUUUGUUUUGACUCUUAUGCGCGCCACGCAGCAGCCUGGAGGGCACGCGCUCCCCUGUCCCGGGACAGGAGUGAGCUGCCCGGCGGUGGACUUGCCACAGGGCAGCAGCGAGGCAUCCUGUUACACUGAGUACGUUGUGAAAGCUAUGUGACUGUGAAGUGAACUUUGAUACAUUAAUUUCUUGGUUGUCUUGUGUCAAAUAUUUUUCCAUCGAGUGUGUGGUCACUACUUCAAAAAUAGUAAUAACAUGUAUACCUAGAGUAACAUCACGGGUUCCCUGUGUGUGCAUACUGUGCCGAGCGUUGAUAUCGAGGCAGGAUGGCGUCGUAAUCGUGUUCACUUACUUAAAUUUACAUCCUAGGAAGAUUAAUUUUGUUUGGAUGCAAAUGUAAUUAGUGUGCGUAAGAUCUUUGAUUGUAACAGUGUUUUGCGCAUCAGUGUAAAUGUAUAUUUGUGGGGAAAAUUUACUCUUCCAAGAGGAGAAUUAAGUGGUGUGGCAGCCACUGUCUUCUCUUCCAUCGACAAGCGGGGGGCGCGCACUACUGGGAGAAGGGAGGAAGCAGCGCCAUGUGAUGCCCCCUCCGCUCAGGGCCGCGGCGCCUCCACGUCCUGGCAGGGCUGCAGUUCCUUGGCCUGAAGAGGAUCAUGUGAUAACGUUCUUCAUUCAGUGUGUCUUUCACUGGUUCCUGUUGCCAACAAAACCGAGACUUUUUGAACGUUCACUGUACCUGUGUGCCGCAUCCUCGUAACCAUAUGCAUGCUUUGACAAAACGUUUACAAACAGGGUAUAUUCCUUGCUCUCAAUUGACUAUUUCAUUACAAAACACGUUUGUAGCCACUAGAAUAAAACUGUCAGACACUUCCGUU
This is a messenger RNA of Scylla paramamosain (green mud crab), 3360 nucleotides long. RefSeq lists its product as uncharacterized. The transcript is spliced from 9 exons. NCBI's taxonomy places the organism in Eukaryota, Metazoa, Arthropoda, Malacostraca, Decapoda, Portunidae. The record is from RefSeq and is a predicted model, not a curated record. Bases 1271 to 2281 code for a protein of 336 amino acids.